Talaromyces atroroseus is the source of this 489-nucleotide messenger RNA. Its product is annotated as Peptidyl-prolyl cis-trans isomerase-like 1. Lineage: Eukaryota; Fungi; Ascomycota; Eurotiomycetes; Eurotiales; Trichocomaceae. The record is from RefSeq and is a predicted model, not a curated record. Gene Ontology annotation, biological process: protein peptidyl-prolyl isomerization; protein folding. Gene Ontology annotation, molecular function: peptidyl-prolyl cis-trans isomerase activity. The transcript has 3 exons. Bases 1 to 489 code for a protein of 162 amino acids. Gene Ontology annotation, cellular component: catalytic step 2 spliceosome.
AUGGCUACCGCAGUUGCAAUCGACACGACCAUGGGUUCUUUCGUGGUAGAACUCUACAAUGAUCAUGCUCCCAAGACCUGCAAGAACUUUGCGGCUCUGGCUCAGAGGAAGUACUAUGAUGGCGUCAUAUUCCACCGCAUCAUUCCGAAUUUUAUGAUCCAAGGAGGCGAUCCCACGGGUACCGGACGAGGGGGCAGUUCAAUCUACGGCGAGAAGUUUGAGGACGAAAUAAACACCUCGUUGAAGCACACUGGAGCCGGAAUCCUGAGUAUGGCCAACAGCGGACCGAACACAAACGGAAGCCAAUUUUUCAUCACUUUGGCUCCCACGCCUUGGCUAGAUGGAAAGCAUACAAUAUUCGGACGGGUCAGAAGUGGAAUGAGAGUCAUUCAGCGCAUGGGACUAGUCAAAACAGAUGCCGAAGACCGGCCUCAGGAUACAGUCAAAAUUAUCAGGGCAUACUUAGUCGAGGAAGGCGGCGAGGAUUGA